Messenger RNA from Thyridium curvatum, 1119 nucleotides. RefSeq lists its product as uncharacterized. NCBI's taxonomy places the organism in Eukaryota, Fungi, Ascomycota, Sordariomycetes, Thyridiales, Thyridiaceae. Gene Ontology annotation, molecular function: oxidoreductase activity. The transcript is spliced from 2 exons. The coding region runs from base 1 to 1119 and encodes 372 amino acids. The record is from RefSeq and is a predicted model, not a curated record.
AUGGGCUCUCUUGGUUUUCAAGCACGACCACUCUCUGUUCCCGGGUCGUGCAGAGUGGACUUCGGCGCCGAGGUGACCGGUGUCGACCUCAACAACCUGUCCGAGGAGGACUUCAAGCUGCUCCGCGACUGCCUCUACACCAGCCAAGUAGUCGUGGUCCGAGACCAGCAGGCAUUGACACCGCGCGCGCAGUACGAGUUGACGCGACGCUUCGAUCCCGAGACGGACAUCUACGGCCACGGCAAGACGAUCGACAAACGCAGCAUCCUGCACAAGGACCUCAAAACGAUUCCACACCAGCCCCAAGUCCAAGUUAUCGGGCACGGCUUUGUCGACUCGUUCGAGGGCCUUGAAAACAUCCAGCUGAAGCACCCGCACCACAAUACCUUCCACAAGUACCCCGUCUCCGCAGAGGAGGAUGACGACUGCACGCAUUUCUACAGGUGGCAUAUUGAUGCGGCCCUGUACGAUCUGAACCCACCCCUCGUGACAUCCCUGCUGGCGGUCACGGUCCCCAAGGGUCGCCGUCAAAUCUGCCGCUGGGACGACGGGACCGGGGCCGAGCUGGAUGUUCCCCUGGGCACGACCGCUUUCUUCAGCGGCUACCGCCUCUACCAGAUGCUGUCGGAAGAGGACAAAGAAUUUGCGAGGACAAGCCGCGUCGAGUAUGCCGCCCACCCGUACGUGUGGAUCAGCAGCGCCCAUGCCAGGUCCAACGGUCUGGGCCUCUUCUCGGAAGGCCUCGAGAUCCCAGACGACAAGCUCCCUCCGAUCGAAGUGGCCAAGAUCAAGACCUACCCGAUGGUCUGGAAGAACCCCGUCACCGGCGAGUAUGCUCUGAUGGUCUACGGCAUACCCAUGCGAAGGAUCCACCUCGAGAGCGGGGAGGUGCUCGACAAUCUGGCGGAGAUCAGGGAGCGGAUAUACAAGCUACAGCGGCCGGGCAUUGAUCCCGAGCUUAUCUACCCGCAUGACUGGGAGGAGGGAGACUUGGUGCUCUUCAAUAAUCAUGGGGUAAUGCACUCGGUUGUUGGGUCCUUCCGGGACGGCGAGACGAGGAUAUUCAGGCAAUGUAAUCUGGCGGCUAGCAGGACUCCGCUAGGUCCCGACACGAACUAG